This is a messenger RNA of Lindgomyces ingoldianus, 920 nucleotides long. RefSeq names its product P-loop containing nucleoside triphosphate hydrolase protein. The coding region runs from base 20 to 799 and encodes 259 amino acids. NCBI's taxonomy places the organism in Eukaryota, Fungi, Ascomycota, Dothideomycetes, Pleosporales, Lindgomycetaceae. The transcript has a single exon. Gene Ontology annotation, cellular component: cytoplasm. The record is from RefSeq and is a predicted model, not a curated record.
GCAGAGUACGUACCUCAACAUGACAAACGCUGCCUCCCUCACGACGAGGCGUGUUCUCCUGGUUGGCAUCUCCGGCCCGUCCUCCUCUGGGAAGACAACCUUGUCUCGCCUACUCCGCGACAUCUUCCCCUCUACUUUCAUUCUCCAUCUCGACGACUUCUACCUUACAGACACCGACAUCCCAGUCAGAGAUGGCAUUCAAGACUGGGAUUGCAUUGAGUCUCUGAAUCUGCAUCAUCUCCACGAUGCUCUCUCCUUCAUCAAAACCCAUGGGAACUCACCACCAAGUCUCAUCUCAAAAGAAGAUCAAAACUCUGUCGGAGACCACGGAGUGGAACCAGCCGUGAUUGAACAAUUGAAGCAGCACGUCCAGACGCUACUGGAGAAGUCUAGGUGGAACACUCCGAUCGCUAUCGUGGACGGUUUCCUGCUUUUCUCCGAGUCCAUGGCUGACAUCAGGCAAAUGUUCGACCUUAAGCUUUUCCUGCGAACCUCCUACGAAACUGCGAGGGGGAGAAGGGAAGCCAGGAGUGGCUAUGUGACUCUAGAAGGCUUUUGGGAAGACCCCCCGGGCUACGUGGACCGCAUUGUGUGGCCAAAUUAUGUCAAGGACCACGCAUUUCUUUUCCAAGGAAACGAUGUUCACGCUGAGUUGAAUGAAAGUGUGUGCCGUGACAUCGGAAUCAAUGGAAUGCCACGCAAUGCUGAAGAGAGCAUGACGGAUUGUCUGACUUGGGCAGUUCAGAUCCUGGAGAGUAUCAUCCAGCAAACUUCACCCUUGGGGAACGAAAUAGAUUAGCGUCUCGAAGGUCCCAAUGGCACACUAAACCUUGCAAGUGCGCACCCGCGUACUCCGCGGUAAGUUAGAUUAGCUAGCUACUGCCCUCGUACAAAGAGGGUGAGGCAAGAAACCAUAUCUG